AUGUACUUGCUGAUUGAUGCCUUGGACGAGUGUAGCAGCGAUCAUCGCGUUCAUCCGCGCCUGUGCCGGGAUCUACCUGCCAAAAUCUUUAUUACAAGUCGGAGAGAGGCGGACAUUAUCGACGGUUUCCAUUCUGCAGAUGUCCUGAAGGUCAACAUCCAAGCAGCUGAUGUUGCUGAUGAUAUAAAGCUCUUUGUUCACAAUCAAGUCGCGAAAUUUCGACAGCGUGGCAAUGGGAAGCGGCUUUACUUGAGCGAGGAUAGCUUGGUGCCCAUAAUUACUUCUUCACUGACUGAGCAGUCCGACGGCAUGUUCCUUUGGGUUGAUCUACAGCUAGACAAUAUUUGCAGGGUCAGCCGAGCACAUCAAGAUCAUCUUAUCAGGGAAGCUUUGUCUAUGCUUCCACGAGGUCUUGAAAAUACUUACCUCCGGAUUGCCCAUCGAAUUGAAAAUGAUGAUCCCUAUAUGAGAAAUCUCGCCGUGAAUUGCCUUAUGUGGGUUCUGAACGCCGAGAGACCGUUACGCGAGGCGGAGGUGCAACAUGCCCUAAAGCUUCGUGAGAAGAAUCCCAUAAAGAACCUAGAUCCUAUUGAUGUCAUCCUUGAUGCUUGUGGGAAUUUGUUGAUUACGGAAGAUGACAUAAUUCGCCCAGCACACUUUUCAGUCAAAGAGUUCUUUAUCGGUAGCCCAUUUCGGGGCUCCCUAAGAAGCCUCCAGGACCUGAACUUGGUGCAUGAGAAAAUGGCACUGGGCUGUUUCCAGUAUCUGGGAAGUUCUUUGCGAAACCAAAGCCCUUAUAAAGACCCAUUCCGUGUUGAGGAGUUUCUCGCAGCUCACCCACUUGUAGAAUACCUUUUCCAAGAAGACAGAAAGUUCCAGGCAUCUCUAUUGCAACUGCGAGCAAUCCGUUAUCCUGGCCGAUUCACAGAUCUCCUGUCAAGCACAAGGCUCAUUAUUCCUGAAGCUGAUGCGAGCUCUGUGCUUUUUGCAACCCGACUGGUCAAGGCUAGCACCAUUCGCAAUCACUUUGCUCACUUGAAGCCACAAGGAUACGCACUUCACCAAUCGGCAGGAGCGGGACAUGUUGAUCUCUCUGAGCGGUUAUUAGAGGAAGGGUUUACCAUCGAUGAAAGAGACCUAAAUUGUACAACCCCCCUUUAUCAUGCUUGCCUUGAAGAUCAAGUUGAAGUCGUGUCUCUUUUGUUAAAACACGGAGCCAAUGUGAACGCAGAGGGUGGGUAUUAUGGCUGCGCUCUGCAGGCUGCAACAUCAAGAGGAAGCCUCGAAAUUAUGAAGAUGCUUAUCGACCAUGGAGCCGCAGUCGAUGGACACACCGGCAAUUUCGGAAGUGCACUUAUUGUUGCAAUUAAAGAAGGGCACCUGAAUCUUGUCAAACUUCUGCUGGAUAAAGGUGCGAAUGUCAAUCUGCAAGGUAGCUCAUAUUAUGGGAGCCCACUUGAGACCGCUGCCGCUGGGGGAGAUAAGGAAAUCGUCCAACGCCUUUUAUGCCAGCCGCAUGUCUUGGUGAACGUACCCGGCGGUCACUUUGGCACAGCACUAACUGCAGCGGCCGCAAAUGGCCGCGGAGAUCUUGUUAAAAUGCUGUUGGAUGCCGGUGCAGACGUCAAUGUUCAAGCAGGAUAUUACGGAACCGCGCUCAAGGCCGCUUGUGCUGGAGGCUGGCCGGAGAUCUUCCGCUCUUUACUCAAUUACGGAGCCGAUCCACAUAGCCAAGGAGGACAUUACGGGACCUGCCUUCAAGCGGCUUCAGUGUGCGGUCACACGGUAAUUGUUCGAAUGCUGCUUGAUCAUGGUGUGAAUGUAAAUGCCCAGGGAGGCAAUUAUGACACGGCACUACAGGGUGCCUCCGCCAGCGGCCGCGCCGACAUUGUCCAGAUUCUUCUCGAAAAUGGAGCGGCAGUCGAUAUCAAGGGUGGUCAGUACGGGACGGCGUUACAAGCAGCGUCAAACGGGGGACACUCAGCGAUCGUGUCGGUCCUACUUCAGAAUAGAUCGUCAGUGAAUACCCUAUACGGGUAUUUUGGCACAGCUCUCCAGGCUGCAUCUUAUUGGGGUCAUGAAGAUAUCUUUCAGACCCUUCUCGAUCAUGGAGCAGACCCCAAUCUCCAGGGAGGUUAUUAUGGCAAUGCUUUACAAGCCGCCAGUGCGAGAGGCUAUGAGUCAAUGGUGAAGCAGUUGCUCCAGUAUGGAGUAGACGUCCAGGCCCAGGGAGGAAAAUAUGGGACUGCGCUAGAUGCAGCGUCUGCAAAGGGUCACGAGAAUGUUCGUCGGAUCAUACUUGAUUUUGAGCGGAACAUGGCCCAAUGCUAG
Messenger RNA from Penicillium mononematosum, 2331 nucleotides. RefSeq names its product ankyrin repeat domain-containing protein. The transcript has 3 exons. The record is from RefSeq and is a predicted model, not a curated record. Lineage: Eukaryota; Fungi; Ascomycota; Eurotiomycetes; Eurotiales; Aspergillaceae. Gene Ontology annotation, molecular function: protein binding. Bases 1 to 2331 code for a protein of 776 amino acids.